ACCUCUUGUCAGAAGGAAGGGAGUCACUUGGCCAGCAUCCAUAGCCUUGAGGAGCACAGCUUCAUGGUGUCUCGGCUUGGGUACAAGCCAACAGACAAGCUAUGGAUUGGGCUAAAUGAUCGUAAGGUUCAAAUGUAUUUUGAAUGGAGUGAUGGUACCCCAGUGACAUACACGAAAUGGCAUCUGGGAGAGCCAUCCACCACAAACAACAGGCCAGAGGAUUGUGUACUGAUCAAGGGCCAGGGUGGCUAUUGGGCAGACUAUGCCUGUGAGAAGGAAGCUGGCUACAUUUGUAAGAGAAAACCUGUAUCACAAGUAGCUGGUGAAACGGAAAUUACUGAUGCAGGUUGCAAUGAAGGCUGGAGAAGAUAUGGGACAUACUGCUACUUUAUUGGACAUGUUCCAGCAACAUUUUCAGAAGCAAACAUCACUUGUGAAGGAGAAAAAGGUUACUUAGCCACAGUUGAAAGUAGGUAUGAACAAGCCUAUCUGACUAGCCUUGUUGGACUGAGGCCUGAGAAAUAUUUCUGGCUUGGUCUCUCUGAUGUGGAGGACCAAGGCACUUUCAGGUGGGCCAAUGGUGAAGUAGUUUCCUUCACUCAUUGGGAUGCAGCAAUGCCUGGAAGUAAGCCAGGAUGUGUAGCCAUGAAAACUGGGAGUGCUGCUGGAUUGUGGAAUGUUCUUGACUGUGAGACAAAGCAAAGGUAUAUCUGCAAGCAGUGGGCAAAGGGAGCUACAGCUUCACCUCUGCCAACUACCGCUCCAGUCCCCACAUGCCCUGAAGGCUGGAUAUCAAACAACCAUGGUAAUUCCUGUUUUAAAUGUUUCUGCAGAACAAAUGCUAAAAAGAAAUCGUGGCUUGAAGCUCGAGAUUUUUGUAGACAAAUAGGAGGGGACCUAGUCACCAUUAACAGUAAAGAGGAGAUACCGUUACUAAGAAAAGCAAUGUAUGAAAGUCGCUGUAGCUUUAACGAAGUUUGGCUUGGUAUAUUUUCCUUGAAUCCAGAUGAAGGAUUUGCCUGGAGUGAUGGCUCUCCAGUUAGGUACACAAACUGGGAUGACAGUCCAAGACAUUCAGGAGGAUACAAGUUCUGUGGCCUACUCAAUGGAGGGAGAUUUUCUAAGGGAUGGUUCCUUUCAGUCUGUGAAGUACAGCUUGACUGGAUUUGUCAAAUAAAAAAAGGAGUACCAUUAAAACCUGAACCAAUGGACACAUAUGCAUACAAAACCACUGCAGAUGGAUGGGUCAUAUAUGAAGAUCAGCUAUAUUAUAUCAGCAAAGAAUCUGUCUCUAUGGAAAGAGCCCAAGAGUUUUGCAGGAUGAAUUCUGCAGACCUGGCUGUUGUUAACAGUAAUAGUGAGAGAAGAUUUCUAAAGAGAGUGCUUAAAGAAAAUGAGAAAUACUGGAGUGAGUCGACAGAAUACUUCAUUGGUCUAAAACUGAGCCUUGAUAAAAGGUUUAGCUGGAUAGAUGGGACUCCAGUAACCUAUGUGGCCUGGGCUCCUAAUGAACCCAACUUUGCAAAUAAUGAGGAAAAUUGUGUGGUUAUGUUGUCAGAACAUGGCUUGUGGAAUGAUGUAAACUGUGGUUCACCCCAUCAAUUUAUAUGUGAAAAACAUAACAGUACUAUUCAUUCAACAUUUGCUUCUUCACUGCCUCCUGGAGGAUGUCCAGAAAGUUGGUUUUUCUUUAACAACAAGUGUUUCAAAAUAUUUGCUUCAGAUAUAACAAGAAAUCUCAUGUGGCAUGCUGCACGAGACGCUUGUAUCAAUUUGGGAGGAAACCUGGCUACCAUACCAAAUGAACAAGUGCAAGCUUUCCUCUUCUAUCAUUUAAAGGAUGCCAUUACAGAUGUUUGGAUUGGGAUGAAUGAUAUCAACAAAGAGUCCGAAUUUCUUUGGACAGAUGGAAGCACUGUUUCCUACACCAACUGGCUUAAUGGUGCACCAGAAAAGAAACAAAGCUACUAUGACUACUAUGAUGCUGAAAUAUUGACAGACAUCACUAUGGAGACAGAUUGUGUCUUCAUCAUUAAGUCAGAGGGGAAAUGGAGAGAUGACACUUGUUACAACGAGAGAGGCUACAUAUGCCAGAUGAAUUCACUUACCACCCAGUAUGAAGUACCAACAACAAAUCCAUCCUCUGGCUUUGUCCGUUAUGGUGACAGUAGCUACUCAAUCAUCUCAUCUGAAAUGCAAUGGGAAGAGGCCAGAAAAAAUUGUCAAGAUAAAUCUGCAGAACUUGCCAGCAUUUCAGAUGCCUACAUUCACUCCUUCUUGUGGAUCCAGAUGUUGAAAUAUGGAAAACCUGUAUGGAUCGGUCUAAAGAGCAGUCCUACUGGCAGCUAUCACAAAUGGACAGAUAACUGGAAAACCAGGUACACAAAAUGGGCAGCAGAAGAACCAAAGGAGAAAAAUGCUUGUGUCUACCUAGAUCUUGAUGGUACUUGGAAAACAUCAUCCUGCAAUGAAAGCUACUUUUCAGUUUGUAAGACUUCAGAUGCUAUGGCUCCUACUGACCCUGCUCAGCUGCCCGGAGACUGCCCUGAAGCACCAGAACUCCGAGCUUGGAUCCCUUAUGGUGGCCACUGCUACUACCUCGAAGCAUCAGCUGGGACAAGCUGGGCAGUGGCCUCCUUAGAGUGUGCUGAGCUAGGUGCUACCUUGGUUUCAGUAGAAAAUAUGGAUGAAUCUGACUUUCUGAUCCAUACAAUACAACCACUUGGAAAUAAAGUGGGAGGCUUCUGGAUAGGACUUUACCGAAAUGUGGAUGGACAGUGGGUGUGGCUAGAUAAUGCUGUGCUGGACUUUGUCAAUUGGGAGGAGAAAGAGUCCAGUGUGGAGCAUCACUGUGUUGAAAUGACUGCACCAUCUGGUUACUGGGACAACUCUGAUUGCUCUUCUGAAAAAGGAUUUAUCUGCAAAAAACCCAAAGCAAUCUUUACGUUACAAGGAAAUGCCAAUGGACAGCUGUGUGUAUUUCCUUUCAAAUAUGAAGGCAAAGAGUACAAUGAGUGCACAGAUGCUGGUAGACCAAAUGGCUGGCUCUGGUGUGCCACAACUGCAGACUUUGAUGCUGAUAAACUGUAUGGAUUUUGUCCACUAAUAAAUGACACAGAAAGAUUUUGGACAGAAGAUGUUUCAACUGGUGGUGUUCACUAUCAGAUAAACUCAGAAUCAGCUCUAACAUGGCACCAAGCAAGGAAAAGCUGUCAGCAGCAAAAUGCAGAGCUAUUAAGUAUCACAGAGAUACAUGAGCAGGCAUAUAUAGGAGAACUAAUAAAAAACUUCAGUUUUCCAUUCUGGAUUGGUUUGAAUGCUUUGAAUUUCAACAGUGGAUGGCAAUGGGCUGGGGGCAGCCCUUUCAGGUAUUUAAACUGGGCUCCAGGAAGUCCUUUUCUGCUGCCUGGGAAAAUCUGUGGAGUGAUGAAUCCCAAAAAGAAUGCUAAAUGGGAAAACCAAGCAUGUAACCAGAGACUUGGCUACAUUUGUAAAAAGAGAAAUUUCAGUUCAAAGUCUGACACUAUACCCAAAGAAGAAUUGAGAGCUAUUAAGUGCACAGAUGGUUGGUUGCCAUAUGCAGGGCACUGCUACAGCCUUCAACGAGAACUCAAAACAUGGAAAGAUGCUCUGACUUCAUGUAAGAAGCAAGAUGGAGAUUUGGCAAGUGUGCACAACAUUGCUGAAUACAGCUUUCUAGUGUCACAGCUUGGUUACAAGCCAACAGAAGAGCUAUGGCUGGGUCUCAACGACAUGAAAGCUCACUUCUAUUUUGAGUGGAGUGACGGGACUCCUGUGACAUUCACCAAAUGGCAGCGCAGGCAUCCCACCUACACAAAUGGUCUGGAGGACUGUGUUGUUAUGAAGGGACAGGAUGGAUACUGGGCAGCUGAUGUUUGUGAUAAGCAGCGUGGUUACAUCUGUAAAAAGAAACCUUCAUCACAGUCCUCAGAAAAAGAGACAAUAGAGGACCCAGGCUGUCAGAAAGGUUGGAAAAGAUAUGAUUUCCAGUGUUAUUUGGUGGGCUCUGCACUGCUGAUGUUCUCAGAAGCAAGUAAGAUGUGUGAACAGAGCAAAGCUCAUCUAGCCACAGUGGAAAGCAGAAAUGAGCAAGCCUUUCUGAUUAGUCUGAUGGGGCUGAGGUCUGAAAAAUAUUUCUGGAUUGGUCUCUCCAACACAGAAGAACAAGGGAGUUUCAAGUGGACCAGUGGUGAAACUCCUCUCUUCACACAUUGGAACAUGGGAAUGCCAGGAAAAGAGCAAGGCUGUGUUGCCAUGGGAACUGGAAUUACAGCCGGAUUAUGGGAUGUUGUCAGCUGUGAGAAGACAGCAAAAUUUCUUUGCAAACAACAGGCAGCAGGAGUCCUGCCUCCCCCUUCUCUGGUACAGGUACCUGCAGCUGCCUGUGCUGAAGGCUGGGACAGAGGUUCCCGGGCAGACUCAUGCUUAAAAUUUUUUGUGAGAGAGGGAAACCAAAAGAAGUCUUGGUUUGAGGCUGAAGAAUUCUGUAGAGAAAUAGGAGGAAAUCUGGUCACAAUCAAUACAAGAGAAGAUCAAAUUUUAACAUGGCAAUUAGCAUCUGAUAAAGGUCUGAACACUCAGGCUUUCUGGAUUGGUUUGUUUCUCUUGAAUCCUGAUGAAGGGUUUGCCUGGAUUGAUGGCUCCCCUGUAACUUAUGAGAACUGGGAUGAAGAUGAACCUAACAAUCAUGAAGAACGUGAACAUUGUGUUAUGUUUAAUAGAUCGCCUCAGAUGCGCUGGAAUGACUUGCGCUGUGAACAUUUACUUAAUUGGAUUUGUGAAACAAAAAAAGGUACACUGCUAAAACCUGAACCACACGACUACCAACUUGAAUAUCAAACCACUGGUGAUGGAUGGGUUAUACAUGAAGAUAAGCAGUACUAUUUCAGCAUAGAACAUGUCCAUAUGGAAGAAGCACGGAGAAUUUGUCAGAAGAACUUUGCAGAUCUUGUUGUCAUUGAGCAUGAAAGCAAAAGACAAUUUCUCUGGCAAUAUGUUCACACAAAACACAGAGAGAAAUCAUAUUUCAUUGGCUUAGUUGUCAGCUUUGAUCAGAAAUUCAGCUGGCUGGAUAAGACCCCAGUGAAUUACGUUGCCUGGGCUCCAAAUGAACCCAACUUUGUGAAUAAUGAUGAAAACUGUGUCAUAAUGUCCAAAGAUUUUGGCCUUUGGAAAGAUAUAAGUUGUGCUGUGAAAAAUAACUUCAUCUGUGAAAGGCACAAUUCGAAUUACUCAGGAUUUACUCCUGCUGUGUCUCAGCCUUUGGGGGGAUGUCCUGAAACUUGGCUUUUAUUUAAGAAUAAGUGUUAUAAAAUAUUUGGAGCCAGAGAAGAAGAAAGACUGACUUGGCACUCUGCCAGAAGUGCUUGUAUAGAAUUCGGGGGGAAUUUGGCCUCUAUACAUGAUGAACAAGUGCAAGCGUUCCUCACAUUCCACAUAAAAGAUGUCUCCAAUGAAACAUGGAUUGGACUGAAUGAUAUUACCACUGAGAAUAACUACCUUUGGACAGAUGGAAGUGUUUUUGACUAUUCAAAGUGGGCAACAAAAUUCCCAUUUAGAGAUGAAUACAAGAGAGUUGACUGGAAAUAUAUUACAAUAGAGACUGACUGUAUUGCAAUGGCAACAAGAUCUGCAGAUAAAGCAGGGUACUGGGAAAACACUGACUGCCAGCAUAACAAAAGCUAUAUUUGCCAGAUGGGCAGCAAGCCUGAACUGUGGCAUUCCACAACUGCUCCGGCUUCUGAUUUCAUCCAUUAUGGUAACAGCAGCUAUUCAAUCAUUCCUUCUAAAAUGAGUUGGGAGGAAGCAAGAAAAGCCUGCAAGGAGAAAUCUUCAGAGCUUGCCAGCAUUUUUGAUUAUUACAGUAAUAUAUUCCUGCUGCUGCAGGCAGUGCAAUAUGGAGAGGCAUUAUGGAUUGGGCUCAACAGCAAUGUGACUUACGGCUAUUACAGAUGGACAGAUAAAAGGAAAAUAAUUUUUUCUCAUUGGGACUAUGGAGAACCAAACCAGCAAAUAGCCUGUGUCUAUCUAGAGCUCCGUGGGACCUGGAAAACAGCAACUUGCAAUGAAAAGCAUUUUCCUGUCUGCAAAAAAUCUGAGCAUGUACUUCCUUCUGAUCACCCUCAGGAUAUUGGAAAAUGUCCUGAAUCUGAUCACAUAUUUUGGAUUCCUUUUGGAAGCUACUGCUAUAAUUUCAAUGCCAAUGAAAUGAGCUGGGCUCAGUCUGUGGCUCAAUGCAUUCAAUCAGGCGGUAUGCUGACCUCUGUGGAAGAUCUGGCUGAAUCAAACUUUUUAGCAGAGCAUGCAGACUUCUACACAAGCAAGACAAGUGGCUUUUGGAUAGGAAUAUACAGAAAUGUAAAUGGGCAGCUGCUGUGGCAAGACAACAGUGCCUUAGACUUUGUCAACUGGGGUGAAGGCCAGCCCUCCGGGGACCUGCUUGAUUACUGCGUGGAGUUGUCCACAUCCACCGGCUACUGGAGUAUCCUUCCUUGCUCUUCCCAAAAGGGUUUUAUUUGUAAGAAACCAAAGACAAUUCCUAAAGAAGCUGCAGACAUGGAAGAUGUAAAAAAUGACAAACGACAUGGUCACACGAACAUGUGGAUCUUGCUUACUCUGGCCUUCCUCAUUUUAUCAGCAGUGGGCUUGAUGAUUUACUUCUUAUUCAAGAUCAAAAUUCAAUGUGAGACUGAGAGAGAGGCAAGACAGCACAGCACACUGGUAGAAUACAGCCAUAUCCUAACUAGAAAGGACAAUGAAAAUGAUUCUACUGACAACAAAGAAAAAAAUGAACAUACCAUUGUCUAAUAGGACAUCACAGCCAAACUAGCUGGUUAAGCUUAAAAAUAAGUUACAUGAACCUAACAGACACAAUGAACUAAAAUUAGCAAAUAUUCCUUUGGUACGGAUUAAGAGCUGUUGCUCUAUGCUUUUCAAGAAAUAGUCUCAAAACUAAGACUCAGCACUGUAUAAAGUGGUUAAUUAAACACUCAUUUACCCAUUAUUGUCUCAUUUUACACUCUUCACACAAAUAUCUUCCUUGCCUAGCAUGGUAAGUCAAACGCAAGUACUUGUCCUUCCUUUGUGACUUCAACUUGGAUUUUUCAAAACAAAUAAAUCUCUGCAGACAUUCAGUCAUAUUCUAUGACUUUGGAUGUUUUGUAUCAGUAACGAAUAUAUAUCAAUAAAGGAUCUGUCUUACAUAAUAA
This is a messenger RNA of Apus apus (common swift), 7229 nucleotides long. RefSeq names its product macrophage mannose receptor 1-like. Gene Ontology annotation, cellular component: plasma membrane. Bases 64 to 6828 code for a protein of 2254 amino acids. The record is from RefSeq and is a predicted model, not a curated record. Gene Ontology annotation, biological process: receptor-mediated endocytosis. Gene Ontology annotation, molecular function: signaling receptor activity. The transcript has 50 exons. NCBI's taxonomy places the organism in Eukaryota, Metazoa, Chordata, Aves, Apodiformes, Apodidae.